This is a messenger RNA of Pygocentrus nattereri (red-bellied piranha), 6901 nucleotides long. RefSeq names its product glutamate receptor, metabotropic 5b (gene grm5b). Gene Ontology annotation, cellular component: postsynaptic density membrane. The record is from RefSeq and is a predicted model, not a curated record. NCBI's taxonomy places the organism in Eukaryota, Metazoa, Chordata, Actinopteri, Characiformes, Serrasalmidae. Bases 338 to 3979 code for a protein of 1213 amino acids. Gene Ontology annotation, molecular function: adenylate cyclase inhibiting G protein-coupled glutamate receptor activity; G protein-coupled receptor activity involved in regulation of postsynaptic membrane potential. The transcript is spliced from 10 exons. Gene Ontology annotation, biological process: regulation of synaptic transmission, glutamatergic; G protein-coupled glutamate receptor signaling pathway; trans-synaptic signaling by endocannabinoid, modulating synaptic transmission.
UGUGAGCGCGCAUCGCCACAGUCUGCUCGCGCGCGCGUGUGAGAGAGACAGUGACAGAAAACGAGCAGCUUCAGCGCGAGCAGAUUCCCGAAUCACACGGGAGAAGAGAAAGAUGAUGAUGAUGAUCGCGUAUAGAUUAUGAAGGUCAUCACACAACUACCCUCCCUAGCCAGAGGUUGCCUUAGCAACAACCCCAUGUCCCGGUCCUGGUUGUCACAGAGACUCCAGCAAGUGCAGGAGCUGCAGGAUUUUGGCUUUAUUGGUGACCUCACUUGCACGUUCCCACGGCAACUACUUCCCUAAAAGAUUUGUGCAAAGUCAUCUUUUUCUUCUUGCGAUGGCCGCCCUGCUGCCCCUGACCUUCGUCCUGCUGCUGGUUCCACUGACCCGUGCUGCCCAGUCCAGUGAGCGGCGGGUUGUUGCCUACAUCCCUGGUGACAUAAUCAUUGGUGCAUUGUUCUCUGUGCACCACCAGCCUCAGGCCGACAAAGUCCAUGAGCGGAAGUGUGGCGCCAUACGAGAGCAAUACGGAAUCCAGCGGGUGGAAGCGAUGAUGCUAACGCUAGACCGAAUUAACGGUGACCCCAACAUUCUGCCCAACAUCACGCUGGGCUGCGAGAUACGGGACUCCUGUUGGCACUCCGCCGUGGCCCUAGAGCAAAGCAUCGAAUUCAUACGAGACUCUCUGGUCACCGCAGACGACGGAGAUGAACCUGGGGGCGGAGCAACAGCCAGGUGUGCCGAUCCUGGGGCCACGCCCAUGAAAGGGAAGAAACCAAUCGUGGGCCUGAUUGGUCCUGGGUCAAGCUCAGUGGCCAUUCAGGUUCAGAAUCUUCUGCAGCUUUUCAACAUCCCACAAAUUGCAUAUUCAGCCACUAGCAUGGACCUUAGUGACAAAUCUCUGUAUAAAUAUUUCAUGAGGGUUGUGCCCUCGGACGCCCAGCAGGCCAGGGCAAUGGUGGACAUCGUCAAGAGGUACAACUGGACUUACGUUUCGGCAAUACACACAGAGGGUAACUAUGGCGAGAGUGGGAUGGCAGCAUUUAAAGAGAUGGCAGCUAAAGAGGGCAUCUGCAUCGCUCAUUCUGAUAAGAUCUGGAGUAAUGCUGGAGAGCAGAACUUUGACCGUUUGCUGAUGAAGCUGAGGAGCCACCUGCCCAAAGCACGCGUGGUGGCCUGCUUCUGCGAGGGGAUGACUGUCCGAGGAAUACUGAUGGCCAUGAGGAGGCAGAACCUGGUUGGAGAGUUCUUGCUGGUUGGCAGCGACGGGUGGGCGGACCGCUACGAUGUGACGGAUGGGUACGUCCGUGAGGCGGCAGGCGGGAUCACCAUAAAGCUCCAGUCUGCGGAUGUGAAGUGGUUCGACGAUUACUACCUGAAACUGCGUCCUGAUAAUAACCUGCGGAACCCGUGGUUCCCUGAGUUCUGGCAGCAUCGGUUCCACUGCAGACUGAAGGGUCACCCUCAGGAGAACCCCAAAUACAACCGCACCUGUGGCAAGCGGGACUCCCUCCGUCAGCAGUAUGCUCAGGACACUAAGAUGGGCUUUGUGAUCAAUGCGAUAUACAGUAUGGCGUUUGGGCUUCAUAAGAUGCAGAGAAUUCUGUGUCGUGGUGCCGUUGGUCUGUGUGAUGCUAUGCGGCCGAUCGACGGAGCCAAACUGCUUGAUUUCCUCAUGAAGACCAACUUCACUGGCGUCUCCGGAGAAAACAUCCAGUUCGACGAAAACGGAGACUCUCCAGGAAGCUAUGUGAUCAUGAACUUUAAGAAGAUGGGGAAGGAUUAUUACGACUACACCAACGUGGGCAGCUGGGAUAACAGCGGUCUACAGAUUGAUGAUGAUGAAAUCUGGUCCAGCAAAGAGGCCAUCAUCAAAUCGGUCUGCAGUGACCCCUGUGAUAAAGGCCAGAUAAAGGUAAUCCGUAAGGGUGAGGUCAGCUGCUGCUGGACCUGCACUCCCUGUAAGGAGAAUGAGUUUGUGUUUGAUGAAUACACCUGCAGGGCGUGCGAGCUCGGCUCCUGGCCUACAUACGACCUCACAGGUUGUGACCCAAUCCCAGUGCAGUAUCUGCGGUGGGGUGACCCUGAGCCCAUAGCGGCCGUGGUCUUCUCCUGUCUGGGUCUGAUGUCCACCUUCUUCGUCACCGCCGUGUUCGUUGUCUACCGCGACACUCCUGUGGUGAAGUCAUCCAGCCGUGAGCUAUGCUACAUCAUUUUAGCUGGAAUCUGCCUGGGCUACCUGUGCACCUUCUGCCUCAUCGCCAAACCUCACGUGGUCCACUGCUACCUACAGCGCUUGGGUGUCGGCCUUUCACCUGCCAUGAGCUACUCAGCCCUGGUCACCAAAACCAAUCGGAUCGCUCGCAUUCUGGCUGGCAGCAAGAAAAAAAUCUGCACCAAGAAGCCGAGAUUCAUGAGCGCCUGCGCCCAGUUAGCGAUCUCCUUCAUUCUCAUUCUUCUGCAGCUCAGCAUCAUCGUGGCACUCUUCGUCCUGGAGCCGCCGGACGUUAUUUUUGACUAUCCGUCCAUCCGAGAGGUCAACCUGAUCUGCAACACCACCAAUCUAGGUGUGGUGGCACCGCUGGGUUACAACGGUUUGCUAAUAAUGAGCUGCACUUUCUACGCCUUCAAAACGCGGAACGUUCCUGCGAACUUUAACGAGGCGAAAUACAUCGCCUUCACCAUGUACACCACCUGCAUCAUCUGGCUGGCCUUCGUGCCCAUCUACUUCGGCUCCAACUACAAGAUCGUGACCAUGUGCUUCUCGGUGAGUCUGAGCGCCACGGUGGCUCUGGGCUGCAUGUUUGUGCCGAAGGUUUACAUCAUCCUCGCCAAACCAGAGCGAAACGUCCGGAGCGCCUUCACCACCUCCACGGUGGUCCGCAUGCACGUGGGGGACGGAGGGAAGGCGUCAUCGGCCGCCAGCCGCUCCAGCAGCCUCGUCAACCUGUGGAAGAGGAGGGGGUCAUCAGGGGAGACGCUCAGCUCCAAUGGAAAGUCAGUGACAUGGGCUCAGACGGAGCGCAAUUCCAAAGGCAGCCACCUUUGGCAGCGACUUUCCUUCCACAUCAAAAAACGUGAGAACAACCAGACGGCUGUGAUCAAGCCUUUCUCGAAGACGUCGGAGGGGCGUGACUGUGGAGGAACUGAAGUCCCUCCAGACAGCACUAACAACAAGAUGCUGUACGAGGUCACUGAGCCGGAGGAGCGCUACCCGAUCACGUAUCGUCCUCAAACACCAUCCCCGAUCAGCACCGUGAGCCAGAGAGCAGUGGGCGGAGCUUUGGGGAGGAGCUCGGGUGCUGAAGACCAGGUGAUUAGCGGAGUGUCAUCUUACCUGAGCCAGUCUUCUCGGAGCAACAGCGUGUCCUGUGGCGGAGUCGGCGGCACCAGUGCAUCACAGGGAUCACUGAUGGAGCAGAUUAGCUGUGUGGUUAACCGCUUCACCGCUAACAUUAGCGAACUAAACAGCAUGAUGCUGUCCAGCUCACCACCAGGGGGCACCAUGGGGCUGAACACGAGCAUAUCUGCUAGCAUGUCAGCUAGCAUGUCCACUCACGCCCACUCCUCUAACUGUCCGCCUCCCUACUUCCUGCCCCGAGAGGUGUCCAUGCCGACCACGAUGACAACCUACGCCGAGAUCCAACCUUUACCACCAGUGGAGUCCAAUGGGGGUCGGACGCCUUGCCCGCUGCCCAGCUCCUCCUCCAGGGGUCCAGGCACCAGGAGUUCUCCCGUGUCCAGCGUCAAAGAGUUCAUGGUGGGCACGGCAUCAGCUCUCGAGUCCACGGUUACGAAGGCCGAGCUGGAGGAGCUGCUGCCGCUAACGCCUCCGUCGCCCUUCAGGGACUCUGUGGCUUCUGAGAGCAGCUCCCCCAACUCCACCGCUGGCUCAGAGGCAGGUCUGGGACCACCCCCGUCCCCCAGAUACGAGUGCCUGGUACUGCGGCACUACAGCCAGAGCUCCUCUUCCUUAUGAGGACUGGGGAGACGUAGGAGGAGGCGACAUUCGGGGAAAAGAGGCAGGAGGAAUGUAUGAAUAAAUGACAAAUAACAGCUUCCUAGAAAACGUAAUAAGACAAAUCUAGUCUUUAGUGUGCGUGUUUACAUGUUAUUGACGCCGGAGACAGACGUCCAGUACAGCAACAAGACGUCCACCGAAGCUUGUCCUGAGCGUUUUACGAACGGCCUGCAGGGUCGCACAACAACGUAAUACCUUUUUGUUUUGUUGUUUGUUUGUUUGGUUUGUUUUGGUAGUGGCCUUAAACAAACAUGGCUUGCGUCUAAUUAGAGAUGUCUUUCCGACAGUUUCAAAACAACACAUUUGUGUGUUUGUGUGUGGGACAAAUGGGGACCUGGCCACCAGUGGGGACCUUCAGCGUCCUUCAGCCGUGGAGCUUAGAAAGGAAAGUGACUCCAAGAGAGUAUUAGUGAUGCCGGGCAAUGCGCUCGGGACCGAAGACCUGCUCCGCCAGACUGGGAACAAAGUGCUUUGUUUUAUUUACUGCAAAACCCUGUAAAUAUACAUCAGUGACAUUUUGUCAUAUGAAUCUCUUUCAUUUUCCUUUUUUAAUUCGCUCUUUCUCUUUUUCUUCUCCCUCUUCUUCCACCUUGCUUUCCAACUUUGGGAAUUAUCUUCCCAUUUGAUUCAGAACUAUGAAUGUAUGUCUUUCGUGAAUUUCGAAUAACGUGGGACCAAAAUUCUCCGUCUCUGCUCUUGAGGUGUAAGUUUGAUUUUUUUGAGUUUGUUUUCCUUUUUUGCAGAAUCGGUACUGGCCUAUGUGAACACAAUACUAGUGAAUGAAAUACUAGUGAAUCUAUUUAAGUAUUACGAGUUAAAACGGUGGUUCAAAUCGAGACUGAUCCGUUUAGCUAAUGAUAAUCAGUACCGAGUAAUAAUUCAUUACUUAUUAUUUAGAUUUCAAUCUUCAAAUACUGUUUAAUAACGACAUCUUCAUUCAUAAAGGGCUUUUAACUAAUUUAGCACAGUUAGCGCCCCUUUUUAACCCAAUCAGACACACUCUGAAUAGCGAACAAGAUCCGGGAUCGUCCACCAUCGUUCAUGACAACGGUGUACAGAUUAAGGGCAUGCUAACGGACGUAAACAUCGGUCAUCGCCUUACAUCACCUAACACAAACACACAAACAUCUCCACCAACAAGUUUUACAAACAAGUGAAAAAAAGACAAACGAGACUUUUUCACUGAAAGGUAAAGAUGUCUUUUCUACAGAAAACUCCACCCACAUGUACUGAACGUGUCCUAAUGAAUGUGAGAUUAUAUAUGUAUCCGAUAUAAAGUAUUAAUAUGAUAGAGUUCAUAGUGCCAAAGUGGCUCGCCGGGGGAAUAUGUGUUUAUUUACUGUUUUUAUGGUGAUGGAUACUGUAUUAUUUUAUAAAAUAAAAGUCAAUAAAUGUUCCAGUUUUUCAGAUGUAAAGCAAUACUACCAUAAUCGCGCUCACAGCAGCUAGAAAUGCGAUGAUGUUCCUGAGAUGUAUGAGUUUUUGUCACCCGCUGAUUUUAUUGAUUAUGACAGUUUCCCGUUUUUGUUACGGAUUUGAAUGAUUUUAACAGAUUCCUUUCUAAAAUGUAAUCAGCAUCAAUGCAGAUGCAAAGAAUGAACGUUAUGGUGAAAGAGUCAAUCAGAUAAAUAUUAAAUAUUAAUUAUAUUAACUACUCAUUUUAUACACUCAGUGUUUUAUAAAGUAACCUGGCCCACAAUUGAACUUCUUCUAAUAGUAAAUUUACAGUAAUAACAAUAAUAAUAAUAACAAUAAUCCACUUUUUAUGUUCUGUUCUGUUUUAUUAGAAGUUUAAUGAACUGAAUAGUUCAGUCAGGUUCAUUACUUUGAGUUAAAACGCUUCAUUUGCAUAAUGUUUACAAGGGUCAAACAUUCAUUUGUACCCAUCUGAGGAUGAAAGCUGGACCUGCUGAGUCUCGUAUUGGAGACGUUUUGCCUUCUACACGUUUCUACACAGUUUUUGGUUCAACAGCAUUUAUCACAAAAGACUGAAUGGUUGAAUGUGUUACUCUAAUGAUAUAAAGCUAAUUUUAAUAAUUACUUAAUUACUAAUUAAGUGCUUCACUAUGAAUAAUAUUGAUGAUUAAUUGAUUGGAAACUUUCCCCCCCAAGACCAAGUCUGACUCUCAGCGUCAUCAGUAACACUUAUCUAUAAGAACAUGUUGGUAAAGUGAGGCUGCGUAAACAUGCAUGUGUUGAUGUUUACAUUUCGCUGCUUAGACAGUAGCAGAGCAAAUAUGUUGAUUUUGUUUAUGAUGGUGACGGUUACGAGAAAGAAAGCGUUAGAAUGCAAUAUCUGACCAUGAGGUCAGCUUCCCUUCAAUCAGCGAUUAUUCCCAGAGUAACCUGACUCUGGAUGCUGAGGUCAGUAAAGCAGUCGGGUCACUGGUCUGGACACCUUACAUUCCGGAUCUGAACAGAAAGGCCCAUCAUUAUUAUUAUUAUUAUUAUUAUUAUUAUUAUUAUUCUCUGCUGAGAAGUCAAUUCAGUUCUGGUAUAAACUGUGACUGAAGAGCCCAUAAAGACUCUGUCCAACCUGUGCCAACUCAAACUGUGUGAACUGAGCUGAAGUGCUUUCUUUCUUUUGCUGUUUUCUGAUUGAUUUUUUUUGUCACUGGUUUGUUUUGCUGCGUAUUUUGGGCUCUGUUCCUGUAGAGAUCUGUAGAAUGUAAUAUGAUAUCGUUAUGACGUAUUUCUGAAGGUGAUUUUUGUUGAUAUAGUUCCAUGCAGCUUCGUGAGAGACAUUUGUGAGAAAAGUGCUUUCCGCUAUUUAGAAUCAAAUCUUCUUUCUUUCCUUUAUUUUCUGGACAUCUGAAGACCGUUGUGUUGCUGUAUGACAUCUUUUCAUUCAUUAUUAAAAAUCUGGAAUACAUCCAUGAA